AUUGCAAUCAAAAUGUUUGCUUUAAAUGCCAUUUAAUUGAUGUUUAAUUUGUAUUGAAUUUUACUUUGAUUUCUCAAAUAAUUAGUUAAUGAAUGCAAGCGUUUAAACAUUGGUUUGAUUUAUAACUAAAAUUGAUUAAUAAUUAAUUGUUGUUUUAUUUAUUUUAUUUGUUUUUAGUUUUGAGUUUUAAUUGAAAAUUUGAUAAUUAAUAGCGAUUUCUAUGCGAAAUGUGUGAAAAUUAGUAUAAAUAAUACAAUUAAUGAUUGAAUAGUUGUUUAUUGUGUCAUAAUUAUGGAUACGAGUCCUUCAGUGACCGGAUCUCAAGUGUUGGUGUCGUCGGCGAAGAAGCGGAUCAGUCCGACGGUUACGAUAAACCCGUCGUCAAGCGAUGGCCAGCCGUCGGCCAGUGGUGUGGCGUUGAGUGCGUCCACUAGUGGUCACACUUUGGGUCACAACACGACCACUAACUCAGAGCUGACGGCACUCUUUGAAUGUCCCGUUUGUUUUGAUUAUGUCUUACCGCCGAUACUUCAGUGUCAAAACGGACACCUCGUCUGCCAGUCCUGCCGCCAGAAGAUUACCUGUUGUCCCACUUGUCGAGUGGCCAUCGGUUCCAACAUUCGGAACCUCCCGAUGGAGAAGUUGGCGUCAACUAUGAUGUUUCCCUGCAAGUACUCACAGUCCGGAUGUGCCGCUCAACUCCUCUACACCGACAAACCCGAUCACGAAGACUCCUGUGAAUACAAGCCCUACUCCUGUCCCUGUCCUGGGAGCAGUUGUAAAUGGUAUGGACCGCUGGAACAAGUGAUGAACCAUUUGAUGCUUCAGCACAAGAGCAUAACGACACUCCAGGGCGAGGAUAUCGUGUUUUUGGCCACUGAUAUAAACCUGUCGGGAGCUGUGGAUUGGGUGAUGAUUCAGUCGUGUUAUUCGCAUCACUUUAUGCUAGUAUUGGAAAAACAGGAGAAAUUUCACGGACACCAGCAGUUCUUCGCUGUCGUACAACUGAUUGGUUCCCACAAACAGGCGGACAGUUUCAUAUACAGACUCGAACUCAAUGGACACCGAAGGCGACUCACAUGGGAGGCCACCCCUCGGUCUAUCCAUGAGGGCGUUCAGAGUGCUAUCAACACAAGCGAUUGUCUCGUCUUCGAUACACAUAUCGCACAACUGUUUGCAGACAACGGAAACCUCGGAAUUAAUGUCACCAUUUCUCCCGUUUAGUGUAUAUACAGUGUAUCUAUGUUUCGCAAACUACAAAUCAAUUUUAACCAAUCGCUAAAUAAUAUGAAUAUAAAUAUGAUUUUCAUUUCCUAAACAGUGUAUAAAAUUUAUAUUAAUACUAAUGUAUACUCUUAUCAAUACUUGAGUUACAGAUGAUUAUAAAUUGAGUCAAACAUUUUUUAGUUAUAAUUCCAGCGAAUGUUUUAUUUGUAACAAAUUAACAAAAUGAAUAAUUAAUUGCUUUUAACUGUCAAUCUAUUAUUUAUUCAAACAUUAAAACAAAUCAUAAGUUCAAAAGUAA
Molecule: messenger RNA, 1525 nt
Organism: Medioppia subpectinata
Lineage: Eukaryota; Metazoa; Arthropoda; Arachnida; Sarcoptiformes; Oppiidae
Source: the annotation of a GenBank genome assembly